Heterobilharzia americana is the source of this 1275-nucleotide messenger RNA. Lineage: Eukaryota; Metazoa; Platyhelminthes; Trematoda; Strigeidida; Schistosomatidae. The record is from the annotation of a GenBank genome assembly.
AUGUCAGUCUAUCUACGAUUAUUAUGCUUACUCCUAUGUGGACUAACUGUAAUGAAUUCUCCUGUGCAUUAUAUACGGCAGAAUAUGUGGUCUCCUAAUUACUUUCCAGGUUAUUUAAAACCUAUGAAUGCAAAACAAGCAAGGUAUUCAUUAGCCAGGGAAAAACUAUCGUUCCCACCAUACCUGAGUGAUAACACUUAUCACACUGGUGGUUUGGACAUGGAUGAUGAAUAUCAAAUUCCACAAAUGAGCGGUCUAUCUGUAGAACAAGAGAAUGAAGAAGAACCCAAUAGUGAAAAAGAUAAAAAUACUGAUGAAGUUCUAAUACACUUCGAUAGUGGUAAACACGAAAAUAUGACAGAGGAUGAUGUUUACAAAUCAAGGAAUAGGAUAAUAACCCCUGUGAGAUUUCAAAGUAAAGUCAGUGCGAAACCUAGACUACUGUUUGGACAAAUGCCAACAGUCACAUUACCAGUCACGGUACCGGCUCAGACGUAUGUUCCUAUUUCAGCGCCUGUAACACACCAAGUAUUGACAAAUGUGUACGGUACCACAAGUGCGGGAACACAUAUAUAUGUGCCUGCUCAAGCAGUACAAAGUCAAAUUCCUGUAACUGUUCCACAUGCUGUUAUUCCACAUACUAUUCAGUAUGGAGUCCAGCUUCCAGGUAUUGUUCAGCCUCAGCAACCGACUAUCAUUAUACCACAACAACCCACAAUUGUCCAACCACAACAACCCACAAUCGUCCAACCACAACAGCCAGGAAUCGUCCAACCACAACAGCCAGGAAUCGUCCAACCACAACAGCCAGGAAUCGUCCAACCACAACAGCCAGGAAUCGUUCAACCACAACAGCCAGGAAUCGUUCAACCACAACAGCCAGGAAUCGUUCAACCACAACAGCCAGGAAUCGUCCAACCACAACAGCCAGGAAUCGUUCAACCACAACAGCCAGGAAUCGUCCAACCACAAAUGCCACCUAGUGAAACCACACCUCAAGGAAAAGGAGAAUUUCCUCAGAUACCACCUCAACAACCAGGUUUGUCUUUCCCCGGUCAACCAGGUACACCAUUUCCAGCUCCAACACAGCAACAGGAAGUACCUUCUUUAAUACAAAACACACAACUACAGCAGCAACAAUCUCUUUUUCCAGUACAACCACAACAACCAACACAGAUGCCGCAACAAAAAGCAGUUAUUACAGUUAAACACGUUAUUAUGCCUCAACCGGUACACAUUAUUGUCAAAAAGCAGAAAUUCAAACCAGGUACAUAA